Molecule: messenger RNA, 3784 nt
Organism: Haliotis rufescens (red abalone)
Lineage: Eukaryota; Metazoa; Mollusca; Gastropoda; Lepetellida; Haliotidae
Product: intraflagellar transport protein 22 homolog
Exons: 6
Coding region: 86-652 (188 amino acids)
Biological process (GO): intracellular protein transport
Cellular component (GO): endomembrane system
Molecular function (GO): GTPase activity
Source: RefSeq, a predicted model, not a curated record
CCCCCUUCGACCAGACGACAGCAGUGGACAUUCCAAACAAACAGCAGUACAGAAGUUACAGUCUGCACGUUUGGACAGAUUAACAAUGCAAAAGGCUAAGAUUCUCGUUCUUGGACCAUGUGAGAGUGGGAAGACUGUGUUGUCCAACUUUUUGGCCGAUGCUACAGAAACAUCCGGUGGCGAGUAUCACCCAACACAAGGAGUCCGGAUUCUAGAAUUUGAAGGCAAUGCCAUUGGAGGUGGAAGUCGACCCAAACCAGUAGAAGUGGAGUUGUGGGAUUGCAGUGGAGAUAGAAAGUUCGAGUCCUGCUGGCCAUCCAUGGCGCGAGAUGCCAUUGGGGUCAUGUUUGUCUUUAACCCUGAUGAGGCCAACCACGACAAGGAACUAGACACAUGGUAUAGCUAUUUCAUGGAGCAGCAAGGGUUAAGGGAGUACCAGAGCAUCGUGUUCGCACACCACAAACCCCAAACUUCCGACCAGGAACGCACGCAGUUGUCGGCUAGUUUUAGCAAAAUAAAGACGGUUCACACCAACAUUGAGGAGGACGCUGAAGGUGUUCGCCAAGAAUUCUACAAGUUCCUUGGGACGCUGGUCACAGCCAUGACAGACAAACAGGAAGAAGAGGAGCUCAACAUCAUGAACAGCCGGUAGUAACAUCAUGAACAGCUGACAGCAACAUCAUGAACAGCUGACAGCAACGUCAUGAACAGCUGACAGCAACAUCAUGAACAGCUGAUAUAGUAACAUGAACAAUUUGAAUGUAAUCCAUGCAUGGAUUAUUGAACAUCAUGAACAACUAAUGAUAACAUCAUGACAAAUGACUGCAAAAUCAAGAACAGCAACAUCACGAACAGCUGAUAUAGUAACAUGAACAAUUUGAAUGUAAUCCAUGCAUGGAUUAUUGAACAUCAUGAACAACUAAUGAUAACAUCAUGACAAAUGACUGCAACAUCAAGAACAGCAACAUCACGAACAGCUGAUAUAGUAACAUGAACAGUUUGAAUGUAAUUGAACAUCAUGAACAACUGACUGUAACAUCAUGAAUUGAUCCAUGCAUUGGUUAUCAUGAACUGUUACAACUGAGUUUGAACUGAGAUCUAUAUUUACAUUUAGAACUGUUGAACAUACCAUUUCAAAUAUAUUACAUUUGUACAGUUGAAAUAAACAUUAGCACAAUUACAGUUGUAACGGCAGUCAUGUCCAAAAACGUGACAGAUGCUUGAAUUACGACAUGGAAUUAUUGGUGGGAAAUUGUCCUUUAUCUCUCCCAGGGAGUCAGUAUUCUGUGACUGCACCAUUGAGUUUGUGUUUUAUAUCAGUUUAUGGCCCCUUUGUGUAAUGGUUAUUAUGUACAGGUUGGUUACACAACGUUCACUUAACAAGGCCUGACAUUGUUUAUGUGACACAUGGAAACAAAAUAUGGCAAAGUAUUGCUUGAGAUCUGAAGAACCAGACCUGUCUGUAGUGGAUUAACCUCAUAACCUACACAUGUUCCUUUAGGAUGCUGAGAGCUACAACCGAUCUUCAUGUUGCCAGCCAGGAGAUUCAAUAGGGUAUUGCUUUAUGAAAAUGGCCUCUACUGCAGUCACUUGUUUGUAUAAUAAUAUGGAGCCAAUAACAAGUCUUGCUGUUGAAGAGCUAGCCUUACAUCAGGCUCCUUUUAUUCAUUUGUACAUCAAACAAAUGCCACCGAUGCAUUAGGCCUAAUUUUCUUUGAUUGGUUUACAGAUUUUUUUUUAAAUCAUUUCGGUGGGAAAAAAGUCCAAAAACACAUUUUGAGAUGACAAGGUAAGGUACUCAGACGUGGCUAAUGAUACUGCCAACACUGCCUUGUCACAUAAAGCAUUGCUGAAGCCAUUCCGAAAAGUAGUGAAUUUUGAUGGCACAGUCGUUAGUUUGGGCCUUGCAAGAUUGGAGAAAUACAUUUUGUUUCUGUAGUUUUUCCAUCAUUUUCUCAGUAUUUGGGUCGGAGGAUCUAUAAACCCAAUUUAAAAAAAGGACUUAGCAAGUAUGAAAUGUAUGAAGAUUUAUGCAUGUGACAAAGCUCUUUCAAAGACCACAUGCACAUUGGAAUGUUCCUGUAAGGGAUGUCUGCCCACUUAAUUGAUUCUUAAUUAGCCCCCAUGGAUAGUUUGCACAAGAGUCAAAUUAAAACAUCAACUUAAAUACUAGAGUCAUUUAUGGGGACUAAUAAGGCAACUUGCCAACUCCCUCUGUUAAAGGGACAAAACCAUUACUAAAUUUCAAACAUUCUGGUUUCUUCAUUGGUAACCUCUGCCUUUCAAGGAAUGAUUGUGUUGAUUUUGGACCGUUGCAAAUAUUUACAUGUUUGACCGAGGGGUCUGUCAGAUGUAAAGGCUAUUUCUUCACAACAGCCGCGAAUAGCUGGAAUAUUUCUGAUGCGGCUUUAAGCUACAUGUACUCACUCACUCACUAAUUCUUCAAGUGAAAUGACAAUGAUCUCUGAUAUUUAGCAGUUUGUCGGAGAAGAACACAUAAUGAGAAUUCUACCUUUACGGGGUUUGAUAGGACCAUUAAGUAUCCAGAGUGUGUUGGUUGUUUAUGUCGUUCCCAACAGCAUGUUUAUCUGGGUUCCGUUCCACAGACGAUCUUAGCGCUAAGACGAUUUUACGAUUUUAUAUAAACUUUAGACAAUCGUAGCGCUAAGAUCGGAGUCCAGGGUGCCGUUGUAAAAAGCGAUCUUACGUGACUCCCAUACCUUAACAUAGACUUACGACAGUCGUAGUGCUAAGGUUAUUUUGUACAACGGCGCCCAGGGCCGCGUUCCACAAAGCGAUCGUAGCGCUAAGAUGAUCGUAACUCCAUUACUUUAACAUAGACUUACGACAGACUUAGCACCAAAAUCGCUUUGUGGAACGGCGCCCAGCUAAUUAUGAACCUUACAUCACCAGCUAGCAUCUCGUUAAACCCCAUUUCACCUCAUCACCACACCAGAGUACUGUUUUAUGAGAUACAGUUUUCAGACAGCAUGGGUUCCACGAUACCGCAGUGCAAACGGCUUCGUUUCCAGCCUCUGUUUAAUUCUCUAUUUCUGCUUUGAAUAAACCCUGUUGACCUUUGUUGAUGUGAUAAAGAUGGGAUGUUGAUAGCGAUUAUGUUACAAAACGUGGUGUGUUGGGGAUUUCUUCAGUCAUUAAUGGACAUAUCGGACUGCUCACAUUAAAACUAUUGCAGAACAAUCGUUUGUUUUAAUUAUCGGAAACGGUAUAAAUCCUGUAUGUAUGAUUAAAUCCCUGGCGUUUCAUUUCCUGUUGACACAAUUAUGUUGUAAAUGCCUAUCAACAACUCGUAAACAACGAUGCUUCACACAGCAGUGAGCACUCGGGAUUCGGAGUUAAAUGAUACUGGCCGUUUCACCAACAAUUAUUGUAGCCAUCAAGCUUUUGUCAACUUCUAUUACAUUUAAUCGUGUCCAUAAAACAUGUGUAUGACGAGUUUGAUAUUGAAACCUGGGGUGAUAUUCACCGUAGUUUAUCAUUAUCUUGGUGAUAAUAUGUUUAUUUGACACAUUGUUUUUUGGCGAUGGUCAGUCUUGACGUCAUCGCCAGACGAGGCACCACCAAUCAAAUAUUGUUUGCGUGAAAAGAUAACCAUGUUACCACAUCCACCUCAGUGGGUGGUACCAUUUUCAUAUUCCAUUACAAUAAGCGAGGACGUAAUAGCACUGCCUGGUGUUUUGUGUAUUUCAUGUUAUAUAGCCCUAAAUGUUCACAUUCACAUUCCGUCCGGACAUAUUUGGGAAUAAAUGUUUUCCAAUGUUAA